Scedosporium apiospermum is the source of this 714-nucleotide messenger RNA. RefSeq lists its product as uncharacterized. The transcript is spliced from 4 exons. The coding region runs from base 1 to 714 and encodes 237 amino acids. NCBI's taxonomy places the organism in Eukaryota, Fungi, Ascomycota, Sordariomycetes, Microascales, Microascaceae. Gene Ontology annotation, molecular function: cardiolipin synthase activity. The record is from RefSeq and is a predicted model, not a curated record. Gene Ontology annotation, biological process: cardiolipin biosynthetic process. Gene Ontology annotation, cellular component: mitochondrion; membrane.
AUGUUCGACAAGCAACGCUCUACUAGCUCUACUACUCCUACUACUCCGCCGACGGCCCCGUCAAGUACCACGCCUACCACCCCGCCGCCGCCGACUAUCCACGAGGAUAUCUACACACUUCCCAACCUUCUAACCUUCUCGAGGCUAGUCGCCGCUCCUUUCGUCGGCUACUUUCUGCUCCACGACCAGCAUGCGUGGUCCCUCGGUCUCUUUGUCUACGCUGGUCUUACCGACCUUCUAGACGGCUGGAUAGCGCGACGGUGGAAUAAGAGAACCGUUGUUGGCACGGUCAUUGACCCGAUGGCAGACAAGACCCUCAUGACUAUCAUGACGGUGUGUCUUGCUAUUAAGGGUGGUCUACCAGUCUGGGUUGCUUCCAUCAUCCUCCUUCGCGAUGUCGGCCUAGCCAUUUCCGCCAUCUACUAUCGCUGGAUCUCCCUACCGGAGCCGAAGACGUUUGGCCGCUACUGGGAUUUCUCGUUACCAUCAGCGGAGGUCAGGCCAACUACUAUAAGUAAAUAUAACACUGCUCUACAGUUACUCCUCGUUGGCCUCGCCACGGCGAACCCCGUUCUUCCUGUCGACACGUCGUCAGCGCUAUCAAUACUGCACUACGUUGUGGCGGCAACAACAGUGUGGAGUGGCGCCAGUUACAUCUACACCAAGGAUGCUGUCAAAAUCUUGAACCAGCCGACCAAGGGUAAAACUGGUUAG